AUAUAUUGAUCCAUACAUCCACGCCUUAUCCUCCUCUCACUCAGGAAAGAUCCACAUUCCCAACGAUACAACGAUACCCAUCAGUAUAUCAGCAAGCCUACCUAGCUACUGCCAUCAGAGGUACUUCACUAGCAACACUCCCGAGGACAAAUACAAUACACAUCACAAUGGAUCACCUCUGUCCGAGGAUCUCGUUCCCGCUUGCGCCUUGCCUUUCCUGCUUAUCUCAGACUCAGCCGAGCUUCUCGAGCAGAAUGCAAACACAACCCAAACCAGUCGUCGCCAAGGUUAAUUGCUCAUGGCCAACCACCCCGAGAAGUUCAAGUCCAGUAGACAGCGCAUACUCCUCCGAAAGCAACUCAAACUCAUCCGAUGAGAACGAGUCAGACGCGGACGCUUUGGGCAAAUCAUUCAAGGGCGGCAACCCUCUGCCUCACAGCCCUUCAACGAGAUCUCGCUGGCCACGGAAACUUCUUCCACGACUACCGCAUCAUCGCAAAGACUCCGAGACUCUCCCACUAAGCUUAUGGCGGGCACAAUCGCCAAUGGAUAUUCGAGAUUGAUCUCGAACACCCAAGAUCAACCUGAACUCAGCAUCCUGGUUAAGCAUCACUCCAAAGCCGAUACCAGCUCACGCCGCAGUCGAUAUCACUGAGGUGCAUCGUGCGCCCAAGACCACUUCCAUUUGCAUGCCGAUCUGUCA
Molecule: messenger RNA, 703 nt
Organism: Dissoconium aciculare CBS 342.82
Lineage: Eukaryota; Fungi; Ascomycota; Dothideomycetes; Mycosphaerellales; Dissoconiaceae
Exons: 1
Coding region: 168-563 (131 amino acids)
Source: RefSeq, a predicted model, not a curated record